AACUCCCGUUACGAGAUCCCGUUUCGUAUCACACGCGUGGUCUGUUGGAGGAAGGGUCACGGCUCUGGGAGAAACAAGAGUUGCACGUUACAGGAAACACUGACCACAACCCCAAACAUGUCGAAAGUAAAGGUCGGAAUAAUUGGAGGAUCUGGUCUGGACAACCCUGACAUAUUGGAGAACAGGCAGGCAAAGUAUGUUGAAACUCCAUUUGGAAAGCCUUCAGAUUGCCUGGUUGUUGGAACUAUAAGUGGCAUUGAGUGUGUCCUCCUGGCUAGACAUGGCAGACAACACACAUUAAUGCCAUCCAACGUCAACUACCGAGCGAAUGUGGAGGCGCUGAAGGCAGAAGGAUGCACGCAUCUGGUGGUUACUACAGCUUGUGGGUCACUGCAUGAAGACAUGCACCCAGGCGAUAUAGUCGUUAUCGACCAGUUUAUUGACAGAACUCAGAAGAGAGCUCUGACAUUCUAUGAUGGAUCUUCCUCCUCACAUAGAGGUGUCUGCCAUAUUCCCAUGAACGAGCCUUUCUGCUCAAGAACCAGGCAGAUUUUGUGUGGGUGCCUGAAGGAUCUGGGUUACAGCCAUCAUUCAAAAGGCACGAUGGUGACCAUAGAAGGUCCCCGGUUUUCUUCAAAAGCUGAAAGCAAAAUGUUCCGUUUGUGGGAAGGCCAUGUGAUCAACAUGAGCACAGUCCCUGAGGUGGCUUUGGCGAAAGAGGCAGGUCUGUGUUACGCUUCACUGGCUCUGGUCACAGACUACGACUCCUGGCGGGAAGACACAGCGGCGGUGAACGUUGAAUUAGCUGUAAAAGCCUUCAAAGAGAAUGCUGUGAAAGCAGUCAACACACUGAAAAAGGCUAUUCCAAGAAUAGCAGAAGAGGACUGGACCGAUACCAUAGCUGAAUAUAGAGAUAUUGCUAAGAGGUCUGUGAUGUUACCACCAGAAUAGUGAAGUGAUCACUCUCCACCAAGUCCAGUGACAGAGGCUUCCUGUUCUACACGUUACUGACUCACCUGGAGUACCAAUGAGCUCCCUUUGUCUAUCAAUUAUUCAGACUGCAGUACAAGAUUGAAAUUGUUAGUCGGUGAUCACAUUCUUAUCUGUCUUGAAUUUUAAUUGGCCCAUCAUUUUGCCAUGUCUGUAUAUCACAAAGAAAAUGUAUGUCUAUCAGUGCAUGUCUUUCGUAAUUGUGUUUUGUUGUGUACUUUCAAAUUUGACAAAAAAUUACAUAUGUCUGUUUUUCUCAAUAAGGCCAGACCAAUUUUAUUUCUUGUUUUACGGAUCCGCCGGUCGUAUACUUUUAAGAAUAAGAAAAAAAAUUAAUUAAUUUUCCCCUGCUCAAAAAAUAAAAUCCUAAUGCUGAUGUGAUAUAAGUGAAAUACUCUUGAAAUCAGUGUGAAACCUAAACUCACUCAACUUAAUUUCAGUUGAUUUAAACAAAAGGGUUACCAUGGAAACUCAUGUGGGUUUUUGCUUUGACUGGUGAUUUUCCUUUUUCUCUCCUGCCUUUAGGUUUUCUUAGGACAGAAAUCCAUAAAGCAAGAAAUAAGACUGGUCUGGCUUAACCAAAUUUUCAAAAAAUCCCAUAUGACCAUCUUGUACCACUGGUUCCCAUGUUGAGUACAUAGUUUGACCUUCUGUGUUCUCAUUGGUGAUGUAUCAGUUGCUAAUUUCAUGUACAUUACACUUUCAUAAGAAGCUGUAGCUGCACUUUGUAUGUUCUUGAUUUGACCAGUCAUCAGUAUUUCCCAAGUUUGGGAUUCGAACCCGGGUCUUCGGCGUUACAAGCCAACGCUUUAACCACUAGGCUACCCCACCUCCCCCUAAGCACAUACAGCAUGCUGGACAUUAUUACCCCAGAUACCAAGCUGCUUAUGAGGUGCUAGAAGGUUAGUAGUCAUUUGGAUGUCAUAACCCGAGGGGCCUUCUAGUCAUUUAAAACCAAGUCAUGCAUGCAUUCAGGUACCAGGGACUGGGAAAGGCAGGGGCAAUGGGCCAUUUUGCACAUUAGAAUAAAAAAUGGCCCAUUAAAAUUUACUAUUGAUACAAGGGCAGUGGCCCAUUCUAAAUUCAAAAAUGGCUAAUAAUCCUGAAAAUGGCCCAUUGUCAAAGUUCUCUAUCCCAAUCCAUUAGGUACAUUUGAUAAAAAUCAGUGUAGCGUAGAUAGACAUUUUCUUUUGAAAGCCAUGAAUGACUCUUUAUGAUAUGUGCCAAGAACAGUUAAUUUAUAGAGCAGAGAUUACUAAAUCUAUUUGAGUUGCGUCAAACUUUGUAUAAACUUACUAGUGAAAAAAGUCCAAAA
Haliotis rubra (blacklip abalone) is the source of this 2305-nucleotide messenger RNA. Its product is annotated as S-methyl-5'-thioadenosine phosphorylase-like. Gene Ontology annotation, biological process: nucleoside metabolic process. Gene Ontology annotation, cellular component: cytosol. Lineage: Eukaryota; Metazoa; Mollusca; Gastropoda; Lepetellida; Haliotidae. Gene Ontology annotation, molecular function: S-methyl-5-thioadenosine phosphorylase activity. The record is from RefSeq and is a predicted model, not a curated record.